GGCGCGCCGGACGACGCACGAGCUGCAGUCAGUCAGUCGUUCGUUUUUCGGACAGAAAGGGUGGAGGAAGAACGUGUCGAUGGCGCUUGGUGGUCGUUCCCCGUCGUGCAAGCAGGGGCCAUCGUCAAGUUCCGGGUAGAGAGAAAGCGAGGGGACAAAGACGCUCGGAAGCGAAAGGGUGCGGAAAGGGACAGAGGCACGGUCGAACCCUUCUUUCCUUCCGCGCUCGACGCGUGUCAUCGUUAAUACACAGCGCGCGCUUUCGUUUAGAGGGCUUCUUCCCUCCGUCGCGGCGGAUAUAAUACGCGGAUUCCUCGAGGCCUUCACCCUCGGUGGCGCGUCACGCGUCACGGUGCUUACGCGAGACUCCGGAGCGUGUGUCACGUGAAAGGAGCAACGCGCGUCAGGGUCGUCGUCCUGAUAGCACAAAUCCGGAGGGAAGAAAAGAAAAACGGAGCGGCGGAAACGGACUAUCUUGCCGCAUCCAAGUCGUUCGCACUUACGCGGAAAUCAUUCCUCGGCGCAGUGACGGUGAUUAGCCGCGAACACGAUCGGGAGACCGGAGAGACCGGAGAGCAGCGGCGCUGAGGAAAGCCGAAGGGAGUCAGUGGUUGAUCGUUCGUUCGGUUGGUUGGUGCUGCGUGCGCCCGCAGUGACUAGUGGUGGCUCGGCUCGGGCGGUCCAGGUCGCGGUAAUGCCUCGCAGCAGCGAUCGUGUCGCCAGGUCGCACGGUGUCGCAGGCAGGGUGAGAGACUGGGCCGCCGCAGGUAGUACUGGCGCGGGUGUAGCCGCGGGCACCGCGGACAGGAUACGUUGACGAGCGCAGCCGACCCCGGUGGCACGUUGCUGGCCGCCGUCGUCGUCGCUGCACCCGCAGGCCAUGUAUCGAGACGAGCCGGCGAUCGACCGUGCCGGCGGCGGCGGCAACCGCAGUGCCGGCGAACCGCGCCGGGCGAGAUCGCCGCGUCGACGUCGCGCAUCGGCGGCCGCCGACCUGCCCGAGGACGCCGACGGCGAGGAGGAGCCCUACGGGGAAGUGGAAGAGGCCUACGUCGUCCUCGACGUGCAACCCCGACGACCGUCCGACGACUCCGCGACGAGGGUGUGCUGCAACGACGACUCCUGCUGCUGUCGCGCCGCCCAGAAGAGGCCGGGCAGGAGACGGCGCGGCUCGGGAAAUGCGCUCAGGAUACUCUUCGUCGCCGCCGCCGCUGCCUUUUUCGCGCUUGCCGUCUCACCAGUGUCUGGAACGACGAAUAAGAAAGAGGAAGAGACGGUAUCUUCGGUCACAGAAGGGACUACCAUGGUUCUGGGGACGAGAACCAGGACAGCGAACGAUCCUGGAGGAGGAAUAGACCUGUUGGCAGCUCUGCAGCUGCACAAUACUACUCGGGAAGGCAUUACGCAGGUGCCGGGUCUAAUUAGGCUGAAGCCAGCCUAUUAUCUUCAGGGCGAGGAGAGGGAGCUCCGACUGAACGAGGCGAGCUUCGAACGUGCGGCCGCGCUACUCCGGCGGGUUCCGGAAUUCACUAUAGCCGCCGCGCUGCGCCAGGAGGAGGCCAAUUCCGGGACGAUCGUCGCCUUUUCGCACGGGAACAAUAGGUACUUGGAGCUGCAGAGCAGCGGUCGCAAGGACGAGCUUCGACUUCAUUACGUAUCACGCCGCGACGGAACCGUACACGUCGAGGCGUUUCCUUUUCGACUAGCCGACGGCGCCUGGCACAGGGUCGCCCUGAGCAUAAGCGGCUCGCAGGUCGAGCUGCUGGUCGAUUGUCACCCCUUGUACAGGCGAUUACUAAGGCCUGGUCCACCCGACACCAAUUUCACUCUACCGCAACUGCAGCUCUGGGUCGGACAGCGGAACGUCAGGCACUUUCUCUUCAAGGGUGCUUUGCAGGACGUCAAGCUAAUAGCAGGACCUCACGGUUAUCUUUCCCAGUGUCCUCAGCUCGAUUCGUCCUGCCCCACAUGCGGCCAAUUUUCAAUAUUACAGAAUACCGUGGAACAACUAAUGCACAAUCUUAAUGAAUUGACUCGUAGGCUAGCCGCUGCAGAGGGCAGGAUAAGCAAAGUGGAGGAAUGCGAGCGCCAAAAGUCCUGUAGGGUGAACGGUACCGUCCACGACGACGGCGCGACUUGGGAGAAAGGUUGCCAGCAAUGUUCCUGCGUUCACGGCGAGAUCGAGUGCAGAAAGACGCCCUGCGCUACGGUCACCUGCAAGUAUCCCACCACUCCCGAGGGACAGUGUUGCCCGAUUUGUCUCAGACAAUGUUACUUGCGCGGCGUAAUUUACGAUCACGGCGAGAAGGUAUCGCCGAAACAGUGCGUCGAAUGCAGCUGCUCCGACGGUAGCUUCACCUGCCAGAGAUUCGACACCAAUACAAAAUGCCCACCACUGCCGUGUCCACCCAGCGAGCAAAUCAGCGUGGCAGAGGAGUGCUGCAAAUUUUGCCCAGGGGUGGACUACUGCGCGAAGGGCCACAAGUGUCACGCUAACGCGUCCUGUCUGAACCUCCAGACGACCUACGCCUGCCAUUGCGAGAACGGUUUCCAAGGGGAUGGUCUUAACUGUCACGAUGUCGACGAGUGCAAGCAGCAAGGUGGAUCGGACGGUCAUCAUUGCAACGCGAACACGAGGUGCGUCAACGUGAUCGGCUCUUAUACGUGCGAGUGUCUUCCGGGUUACCAUAGAGUCGACAAGUUCAACUGUGCCGAGCUGGACGAAUGCGCGACUGGUCAUCACCAGUGCGACAAGCAUGCCACAUGCGUGAACACUGCCGGCAGCUACUACUGCAUCUGCAAGGACGGCUAUACCGGCGAUGGUUACACAUGCAAACCUGUGUGCAAUCAGACUUGCCAGAAUGGCGGCGAGUGCGUGGCGCCCGGAAGGUGUUCCUGUCGACGCGGUUACAUCGGCAAUAGCUGCGAGCUCGACCUAGACGAGUGCGCCAGCGACCUGCACCGGUGUCACCAGUCGUCGACGUGUUUCAACAUGCCCGGCUGGUAUUAUUGCCGGUGCAAGCCCGGCUACAGGAGCGCCCUGCAUGACAGCACUCAGGGCACGCAGUGCCUCGACAUCGACGAGUGCAACGACCUGACGAUCGAAAGGCGGCACACGUGUCACCCUACCGCGAAAUGCGUCAACACCGAGGGCGGCUACGAGUGCGUGUGCCCGCCGGCGAAGGACCUAGAAGAGUCCGGGGAAGAAUGCAGACUCAGCUGCUGGUUCGAGGGCCGCGAAGUCAACAAUGGCGAAACUUUGGCGCCGGCCGGUAAUCCUUGCAGGAGAUGUACCUGCCAAGACGGCGUGAUCACUUGCAAGGACCCCGUGUGCGACUGCAGCGCGCCGGGAAGCCAAAGGGACAAGUGUUGUCCGCAGUGCGACCCUGCGGCGUCCUGCAGACAUCAGGAGCUUCAUCAUCUAGUUUUCAGAAGUGGAGAUCGUUGGAUAUACCAGUGUCAGACUUGCGAGUGCCUGUACGGCGAAAUAGACUGCUGGCAGAUGGAGUGUCCACCGGUGACCUGCUCGAAUCCCGUGACCGAAGAGGGCGAUUGUUGCCCGCGCUGCGAGGACGAUCCCUGCGCUCGAGAGGUGCCGGCGAACGGCACCUCGUUCACGGUUCCUAGUCGUCCCCGGCCGUGCAGCUACGCCGGCAUCGUCCACGACAGCGGCAGCUCCUGGCAGGACCCCUACGACAAGUGCACCACGUGCGAGUGCAAGGUGCCGUACUGCGCCCAAUUGGACGGGCAGCUUUGCUGCAGCUACGAUUACGGCUGCGCUGGCGAUCUGGGCGACGACAAGCAGCAACGUCCUCCAGUCGCUGUUCCUGAGCCUCUCGUACGCCAUCCACCGGACCUUGCGGUCCAAUCGCUGGUCAACGGUGCACAGGAAGCAGCUCUACCAACGGUCACCGGCACACCCGGCACUACGCGCACCAUCACCACCGCCGUCACCACCUUCGUUGCGAGCACCAUUUCCCCCGUCUCGUCGCCCACGCACUACUCGUCAUCCUCCAGCAUCAGCGACGACAGCGGCUCCUAUGAUCUCAGGCAAGGUCACGCAGCAGACUCGUACACCUCGUCCGUGUCGCGAGCUCAGCAGAGAAACGCCUACCAUGCCAUCAGGUCGCAACAACAGCAGCAGCAGCAACAAGCGUCGUCAACCACGAGACACCAACAGUUCGUCGGAAGCUCGACAACGUCGUCGACGGCGUCGGAGCAAUCCGCGGCGCCGUCGGCGACGACGACGAGGACGCCGUCCGUGACGUCUAGCAACGGCGGCUCGACGUCGUCGCGACACAGCCAAUCGACGAGCACCGUCGGUCGCCGUGAUGGUGCCGCCAUCGCCUCGUCCUCUUUCUCGUCGUCGUCGUCGUCGUCGUCAUCGCCCACUCUCGCGAUGGUCCUGGCCACCUCAACGGUCGAGGAGCCCGGACGAUCGUCCGCGAGCGUCACCGCGCAAAUCCACCAGCUGGUCGGUCGCCGUCACAAGGACAGCAGGAGGUCCAUUAUCCUCGACAGCGCCACUUGAGGGCCCUGGAUCUAAAGGGAGAUAGAAAAGGACGAAACCAACACACUCUUGGCAAGGCAUUCCAGCGGGGAAACCCCGUCCUCCCGUAGUCGCCCGACGCGUGUCGUCCGUCUAUUACAUCGUCGCAGGAGGAAAGAAAAUCGAGAGAUCGACAGUUCGCAGAGAGAGGAUGAACGGGAUCAUCGACAGGACAAUCGGCGCUCGCGGAGAGUCGACGUCGCCGCCGCGCCGUCGCGAGGGAGAUUCGUUUCCGGAAUCCGCGUCCGAUCAUCUUCGCGCAACAUCGCAACCCCGUCAACGGAGUUAGAUCGACGAUUACGUCACCGAUUUUGAUCCGCUAAGCUCUAAGGUUCUAAGCCUAAGAUCGAGCUGUCGUUUGCGAUCGCGGGCGAGAUUGCGUAGUCGCUGUUACGAUCUAAGCCCAGAACAGUCGCGGGCCGAGCUUACGGCUAGCAAUGAGCGCGUGCGCGUCCGGAACGUUCGCUUUUCCGCUUGAAUCGCUCGCUCGAGUUGCGGUGAUCUUUGCCUUGAUCACCAUUCGCAAGGUGAGCGUCGAGACGCGGCGCUAGUGGCCCUUCGAGAGACAAUCGGUGCGAGAAUAACUUCUCUAGUAUCAACAUCAAGGAUUUACCCGCGACAUUUUUUAGUACUGAACACCACAUGCAACUCUACCGUAAUAACAAAUAUAGAGAUUAAUCUAUACCAAAGUUAAUUCUCUAUCUGUAAAUUUUUCGCUGAAAGCGAUGCAUUAUUCGACAAUCUAUCGACAGUCGGGCUUGAUAAACGUCGAACGUUUUGUAAAGCGGGUUUUUUAGGCUGGUGGAUUCCAACUUGGAAAUCGAAAUGCAGAAAUUUGAACAGAUACGUUAUACAAAUUCGUAUUGUUAACUCUCUGAUAUGGACGAUAACAAUCUCUCCGUCAUUCUCUUAUCAUUUAUCAUUUAGGUAUCGUAAAUCAGAUACGUCUUGAAAGACUUGUUCGCUCUAUAUCUCAGAGUGCGUUGCAUAUACACCUAAAAUAACACAUGGUUGUUACAUUAUGAAUAAAUUAGAAUUAAUAAGGUAAUGAAUAUUUAGAAUGAGUAUAAUGUAUCAGAGAGUUGAAGGUUCUUUUUUUUCUUGCGAAUUUCAUAAAGCAUGAACGUCAUUAUGUAAUAUGCAUUUAAAAAACGAAUAAUUUUAUGAAUAACUUAUUGUUAUUUGCAAUUGAAAAGUUUCCUGGGAAAUAUUAUUCCGCAGACAAAAUAAUUGCAAUACCGCUUACUUAAAGCAACUAUGAAGAAAAGAAUUUCAGAAAUUUACUUAUCUAUUACCGUACUCAUAAAGGUUAUCAUGGAUUUUGCAAUUCACAUUUUCACGGUUAACUUGUAUUACAUGUUAAAAAGAUAUCGCAUUAUAAAUAAUGCAAUAUUUAAAGUCUAUGUAAAUAAUACAAUAUAUUUUCACAUAAUUAUCCAAAUUGUAACGAAGCGUACAGCAGAAUAAAUACUGUGCAAGAUUAUGGUCCAUCGAGAAGUCGUUACACAGCAACAAAUAGAUUACUGCAGAAAUGAUUGCUCCAUGUAGCCGUAAAAUUUCUGCAAAUUCGAAGAGAUCUCAAAUCCACGAAUUAAUGGAUUGGUCUUCAGCACUGAUUGUCGAUCGAAGCCGUCGCGCGCCCUCCGUGGAUCGAGCAUGAUCGAGCGAACCGAGGGCGCAGUAUCGCUUUCGCAAAAAAAAAAAAGAAAAUAAAAAAACUUCUUUCGCGUAUUUGAUUGAACAAGUAGCGCACAAUAUUUGGGCCUUAUAAAGUACAUUGUUGAUGUUCCGCUAAACCAUAUUAAACACUUGUAUGUAUGUACGUAACAAACGGCGAAGCAGGGACGAUAUGUAUGUUUGUCGUAAGGAAUUGAUUUCCCAAUAAGGGGAGCAGACACAGAGUGAUGUAUAUAUACAUACAUGUAUUAUACAUAUAUGUGUAUAUAUAUAUAUAUGUGUAUAUA
Molecule: messenger RNA, 6513 nt
Organism: Linepithema humile (Argentine ant)
Lineage: Eukaryota; Metazoa; Arthropoda; Insecta; Hymenoptera; Formicidae
Product: protein kinase C-binding protein NELL1-like
Molecular function (GO): protein binding; heparin binding; calcium ion binding
Source: RefSeq, a predicted model, not a curated record